GGAAGAUAGCCACAGUGAGCUAGCAUCAGUGUCUGACUGCAACAGACUAAACGCUCAUGAAACCAUCAUGUCAACAUCGCCCCGUGUUGUUAGGGUGUGACUUUUCGUCGUGUGCGUGCGGAAAAACGCACUGAAAUGUGAGCCGUUGGCUUGGCUUAUUUUAGCUUAGCUUAGCGCGAGGACAGACGGGGGGGACAUCGGUGUCCCUGAGCAGCAGCAGCAGCCUGUCUUCGGAUGUUAGAGUGUCAUAAAAAAACAACACAUCCCUAAACCACCUCGGUGAGCUGAGCUGAGCUGAGGUGAGGACAGGACAGCAGCUCCCGGCUCAAGUGUGAAGGCAGCGGGGGAGAAGAGCAGCAGCAGCGGCAGCAGCAGCGGCGCCGCAUCACCAUGAAGUUCACGGAGCAUCUCUCCGCUCACAUCACCCCGGAGUGGAGGAAACAGUACAUCCAGUAUGAGGCUUUCAAAGAGAUGAUCUAUGCUGCUCAAGACCAGGCUCCAUCUGUUGAAGUCACCGAUGAAGAUACAGUCAAGAGGUACUAUGCCAAGUUUGAGGAAAAGUUCUUCCAGACAUGUGAAAAAGAACUGGCCAAGAUCAACACCUUCUACUCUGAAAAGCUGGCCGAGGCUCAGCGGCGCUUCGCCACGCUGCAGAAUGAGCUGCAGUCCUCGUUGGACGCCCAGAGAGAGAGCACGGUGCAUGGGCGGGGCCUGAGGAGAAGGAAGACGGUGUUUGCCCUGUCGCAGCAGGAGCGAUGCAAACACAGAAACAUAAAGGACCUUCAGCUGGCCUUCUCCGAGUUCUACCUCAGCCUCAUACUGCUGCAGAACUACCAGAACCUGAACUUCACAGGUUUCAGGAAGAUCUUGAAGAAGCAUGACAAGAUUUUGGAGACACCGAGGGGGGCCGACUGGAGGGUGGUCCAUGUCGAAGUGGCUCCAUUUUACACUUGCAAGAAAAUCACACAGCUCAUCUCGGAGACGGAGGCGUUGGUCACAACAGAGCUGGAAGGUGGUGACAGACAGAAGGCCAUGAAGAGGCUGAGGGUCCCUCCACUGGGAGCUGCACAGCCUGCUCCUGCCUGGACCACCUUUAGAGUUGGACUUUAUUGCGGAGUUUUCCUGGUCUUAUUGGUUUCUGUGGUCAUCACAGGAGCUGUGGUGAUUGAUAGUGAUGAUGUUUGGCCUAUGGUCAGGAUCUACAGAGGAGGAUUCCUUUUAAUAGAGUUCCUCUUCCUGUUAGGCAUUAACACGUACGGCUGGAGACAGGCAGGAGUCAACCAUGUGCUCAUAUUUGAGCUCAACCCCAGGAACAACCUGUCUCACCAACAUCUAUUUGAGAUUGCAGGUCUGCUGGGUGUGCUGUGGUGCGUCAGCCUGCUGUCGUGUCUCUUUAGGAACAGCAUCCUGGUGCCAAUGCAGGCAAAUCCUCUGGCUCUCUACGGCUUCUUCUUCCUCUUCCUCAUUAACCCCCUCAAGAUGUGCUACUACAAGUCACGCUUCUGGCUACUUAAACUCCUGUUCCGAGUGGUGACCGCCCCGUUUCAUCGCGUAGGCUUCGCAGACUUUUGGCUCGCUGACCAGCUCAACUCUCUGGUGGUGGUUCUGAUGGAUCUGGAGUACAUGAUCUGUUUCUACAGUUUUGAACUGGACUGGAAGAAACACGACGGACUCAUCAGCAGUGAAGGUAGAGACGUGUGUAAUUCAUACUCCUAUGGCGUCCGUGCGGUGAUUCAGUGCCUUCCUGCGUGGUUCCGAUUCGUCCAGUGUCUCCGACGUUACCGUGACACCAAGCGAGCCUUCCCUCACCUGGUGAAUGCUGGGAAAUACUCAACAUCUUUCUUUGUCGUCACCUUUGCUGCCCUGUACAAGACGCACAAAGCCGAAUCUCACGCUGAUACCCACAUCUUCCUCUACUUGUACAUCUGCUGUUCCGUGAUCAGCUCAUGUUACACACUGGUGUGGGAUCUAAAGAUGGACUGGGGCCUGUUUGACCGCAACGCAGGAGAGAACGCCUUCCUGAGAGAGGAGAUCGUCUACCCUCAUAAGGCGUAUUACUACAGCGCUAUAGUGGAGGAUGUGCUGCUGCGUUUCUCAUGGACUUUGACCGUCACCCUCAACACAGUCUCUGGCUUUCAUGGCAUGUCUGACAUUCUGACUACUGUGCUCGCCCCGAUGGAAGUCUUCAGGCGUUUUGUGUGGAACUUCUUCCGACUGGAGAACGAGCACCUGAAUAACUGUGGUGAGUUCAGGGCCGUCAGAGACAUCAGCGUGGCUCCGCUCAACGCUGACGACCAGACACUGCUGGAGCAGAUGAUGGACCAGGAGGACGGAGUCAGGAACCGACAGGGAAAGAAGAACUGGAAGAGGAGCUACAGCAUGAGUCUACGUAGGCCACGGCUCGCCUCACAGUCCAAAACCCGUGACACCAAGGUUCUGAUAGAGGACACGGACGAUGACUCCUGACAUCAGGCCACGCCCCUCGCCUGGGUGCAGAAUUUGUUCAAAGGAGGGAACUCGACCUCCUAACCGACAAGUUACCCGGCGAGUGUGGCGUUGAAACUCUCAACAAAAGGACGAGUUUCAAACUCUCAUGUCUACAUAAUAUUAUACGUUUUCAGUGCAGGAGCCUCUGCUCGGGUUCACACUCAAACGAAAUAAACUCGAUUAAACACACCCAGCAGAGGGUCAUCACACUCCUCCUCCUCCUCCGACCUUCGUGAGGCUUUUCACUUCAACUCCACCUCACACAAGCAGCAGAUGACAAACCUGUGUCUCUGACUCCACUUCAGCCUCGGCCUCGCAUGAAUGGAACGCAGAACAUUUGUCCUCAGAGACAGCAAGUGUCCCCUGCUCCCUCACGGUGCCACACCACCACUCCCUCACAGAACGAGGCCGACCACUCCGAGUUGACCGCUGCUGAAAAGUUCCCCUCCUCCUGCUCUCAGCUGCAGGAGAAAGGCCUAGAAUACAUGAAGAACCAUUUAAACCUCAUGUCCACCUGUAAUCUGGAUCCUGGAGUGGACCUGAAUGGGAAGAAAAGGGUGACAGACGUUCGUCCCCGGUCUGACGGCACAGUGUUCCUGCACAUUGACACUGUCGCUGCUCUACAGCUUCAUCACAGAGCUGCCUACGUGCACCUUACAUGCUUCACACACACACACACACACACACACACACACACACACUUGCACUUUGUAGGAAGUGUGAGGUGAUUGCCUAUAGUGUGUUUGAACUCACACCCAGUGAUUUUAAUGUUUUAUUGUUCAUGGACAUGCAUAGCUAGAGAAAGCUCACACACACACACACACACACACAUACAUACACAUACAUACAAAGAGAGACUAUAUUAUUUGUAGUGGUUGUAAAUAAGAAAAAGGACCAAAGCAGGAGGUGGUGAUUAGUGUGAGAACACCAAACAGCAGUUUUUGUUUUCAGGUCAAGGAUUGUUGUCUUAUUUGUCCCACAGAAACUUCCAGUCACACCGUGUGACGAAGAAUCCUCCCUUUGGAAUAGUGAAACUUUUCUUUUUUUUUUUUGCUGAAUGUUUGCCAACAUAUUUAUGUGUGGAUGCGUGGGAGAGACACCCGGAUGUACCACCUGUGUGUCAACCCAUUUAGGUCAGUCCGCUUUUGAAAAACUUCAACAACAACAACAACAAAAAAGGAGUGAAGAUGAAUCCCAAGGGAUUUUUUUAUUUUGUUCCCUGAAAUCUUGAUUAAAAAAAAUGAAGACUAAAUUGAAAAACUGCUGGUUAAUGAAAGAGUUCUUGACGUGUGUCAAACUGGUUUGUUGAUGAUGAAAAAGGGGGUGUGGCCUGUCUGUCACAGUGAAAAUGGUGACUGUGAGUCUGAUUAGCUGUUUUCACUGAUCACCAUGUUACUCACCUUUGUUGUCAGGUUAAUUUGAAACUAUAAUUUAGUAUAUAUAUAUAUAUAUGUGUACAUAUAUAUAUAUAUAUACUACAUAAAUAAAUAUAUGUGUUGCGUUUAAGUAAAUCUUUAAAUAUUUCAUCCGUGAUGUGGGAUCGUUGUGGCCUACAAGUUUAAAUAUUGUAUUUGAGAUUAUAUUUAUUUUUAUUCCUGAACAUUGUUUUAUGUGUAUUUCAGUCUUUCUACUGUAUGCACUAACCUAAGCCAAACUCUUACAUAAUAGUAGUUUUAAAGGUAUAGUUCAUGUUUGGAUGUUCAUUCUCACAAAACAUGAGGCUCACCAAAUAAAAUCUACACCUGCAUAAGUUAAUGAUGUCUUAACAAUACGUUAUAUGUACAUAUGUUACGUUAUAUGACAGAAAACUAAAUUUAAUAACCACACGCUCUCCUGCACCAAAGUCCAUAGAGAAAAUGAGUGAUUUUUACCUCACAUAAUACAUUUGUGUCAUUUAGUCAAGUUUCAAACACCAAAGUCACUUAAUAACAAAUUUAAAAUGUUGUAGUGGAGGCAGUCGUGAAUGAACAGCUCGUGUGCUGUGAUGUAAAGUUGCAGAUUUUCUCUAUGGAGUUUGGUGUGGACAAGUGAGUGGUUUAUAACGUGACACAAAUUUGAUGUAGACAGAAGCAGUGUGGGUUUUAUGAGGUGAGCCUUUAGUUAAAUUGGCUAAAACUGAGUUUUGACAUGAGUUAGGAGAGAUUAAACCAAACAAAUGCAUAAAAAGAGUCUUAACCUGUAAAGCACAGAUGUCACCUCUGGAAAUGCACUUAGUUACAGGUCACUUCAUUCCCUCACUGUUUUUGUUCUAUUAUUUUCCAGCUGUUGUAACUUGAAAACAUUCCAGCAAACUCACUGGUUCCAUCCAAAGAGAAGGGUUCAUUUUUAAUUUGUUCUUCAUGCAGGACUUUUAUGUUCUUCUUCCUCAGGUUUUCACCUCGACACGUCUUCCUUUAGACACGUGCACAUUUGAAGCAAUGUUACAUUACGCGUUUGAUGUCGUGUCCUGCCAGAGAUCUUUUGUGUUCCUUCACUAACACAACCAAAAAAAAACCAAAUCAAAACUUCAUGUUACAUGUGUAGUUUGUUAUGAUUCUGUACAUAUGAUUUUCUCCCUCCAGCUGCAGGCAGGCUGAUGAAGCUCUGAUUGGUUUGACUUUAGUUUGGAGUUCUCUCUGGUGUCUCUACAUUCCAGAAUGUGCCUCACGCUCCCAUUCCACAGGCCAACACACCUCACUGUAAAGAUGGCUGACACUGUGACAGACCACGCCCCCCAUGUGAGUCUAAUUCCAUCCACGGGUAGAAAGGUAGCGCUGGGUGACGACCUUUAAUCUCCACACCUGAGGGAAUGUGUGUUUUUGAUUUUCAUUUCUCUGAAUUCGACUAAUUUCACACUUUGACGACAUUUUCUUUUUAAGCUGUAACUUAAGGUAUAACUUCUUAAUAUUGUAAAUCCUUCCUGUGCUGAGAACCAGCUUGGGACACAGACUCUCACUCUCGGUGAAAACAAGGCUGCACACAGGGAAGAACUGAGUUUAGCUGUUUAACUAAAGGCUCAUCUAAUUAAAAACAAUCUCCACCUUUAAUGUCUUCAGACAUUGUUUGCUAAUUGAUCCCAUUUGUCGACAACCUUCCCCUGACAAAUUGAAGUUUGAGCCUCUUUGUAAACCACUCACACUCCCACACUAAAGUCCAUAGAGGAAAUCUAAUCAAUUUUACAUACCAGCACACCUGAUCCUGUUUCUGCCUCCAUCAUUAAGUGCACAUAUUAUUGUUCUUCAUUUGUUUUGUUUUACUGAAGUGGCAACAAGUUACCAAAGGAUACAGCAGUAGACCAGCAGCUCCUGUUUCCCUUAUGAUUUUCUCUAUGAACUUUGGUGCAGGACAGCAAACGUUUACAAACUUAGUUCUGAAAAUACUGUUGUAAAGUGGUGAAUAUGCUCUUGAGGCAUAGUUAAAUUAAGCAGCCUUUGGUUAAGUGGGUUAAGUCUGUUUUUCCUUGUGUCCUUGCUGCCAAAUAUAUCACAAGGGGGCGCACACAGCACAGUGUCUCACGCAGCCACUCUUCAAAUUAAAAAAUGAUUUGUAUAAUUUUGCCAAAUGAGAUAACAAAACCGCCGUCACCCAGCACUAAUCACAUCUGGUGGAAGUUCUUUGAAAAUGUCUUAACAUUCUUUUUAAUUUUAUUUUUCCUUUUUGAAAACAUGACUCUUUGUUGUCACCAGGCCUGUUUUCUGUUUGUUUUAUUUCAUUAAGUCACAACAAUAAUACACAUUGGGCCUCAUGCAACAAUGUUGUAUAUACAUAUGUGAAGUUUGUGCAAAUGUUCUACGUCACCUUCCCCAGCCUCUCCUCUCUGGACACACUGAUGAACGUCCUUAUUCACCGAUACUCCAGGAAACGUAGUUUAUUUAAUUCAAUUAAUGUACAUUACUGUUUUAUAUAGUUUUAGGGUAAUUUUCACAUGUCAACGUGGGUGGCUCACAGUUUAUUCUGAGUCUGACUGGAGUUGUUUAGAAUUAUUAGUUCAGGAUUUUUUUUUAAUUGCUUCGUAUAAGGUUCUUUUACAUAGUCAGACAAACCUAGUUUUAAUAUAUUAUAGACUUAAGAAGGUGUAGAUUUUUGUCUACUUCCUGCAGCCAUGUUUUCAUUGAGAGCGAGCUACCACGUCUCCGUGUAGGGGGCGCUCACAGCGCAGUCGCACAACUCUGUCAGUACCGUAUACAGUCUAUUUUAAGGAAGUUGUUGUUAUGGAAGUAUAAACGAUGUCACGGUCUACCUAGAAGGGAAGAACCAUUAUGAAACCAUGAACACAGUACAGCAACCAACAUGUCAUCAUUCACUAAACUCACUAGAGGGAGCUGUGGAGUUGUCUUACAGGAGGACACUUGUGCACUAGCCGUGAAAAGAAGUGACAGAUUCUAUUAAACCAAUUGUGUUUGUGUAUCAGAGGAAACUGCAUGAGGCCUAAUGUCGUUUAUUCCUCCAGAGCUGAACAUUCCAAACUUUAAAUUUGGUAAAAUCUAAAUUCGGAUCACUUAUUUUUAGCCCACUUCAAUAUAAACAUUUACAAAGGAAUUAUUUAAAAACGAUGAUAAAUAGUCUGCGUAUUUUUGGUUAUUUGAAGCUUAAAGCUGCUGUUGGUGAAAUAAUUGAGUUAAAAUCUAUGUUAAAUAGCAAAAUACAUAAGUCUCUUGCAUAUUUUCAUGAGUUACCACGUAGUUCAACUUCCUCGCUCACUUCCUGCCCCUCCCACUCCUUCACUCGGAGCUUGGGAUUAGCUCAUGCCACAAAAUUAAUAUAAUAUAUAAUAUGAUAUGAUAUAUAUUAUAUAUAUUAAGGGAAUUGAGUACAACCGGCCUGGGGUGGAGCUGGGAGAUGAAUGCGUAAUUAGCACGUACUCUUGUCUCUAUAUUGACUUUGUGUGUAAUCUGAUUGGGCAAAAAAAAAUACAGGAAGUUGGCCAAAAGAUAAUGUCAUUGACAGUAGCUUUAACUAAAAAUAAGAUCCUUAUUUGGUCGCGUAUUUCACGCUUACCUCUCAUGGCCACCGGGGGGCCACAGCUCACAUUCUGGGAAUGUACUGCUCUAGAGGCUCCUCAUCCAGAAACACUGUUUAAUGAUGUUUUUUAUUGUUGUGCAUUAGAAUCAUGUGUGGCAAAGAUGCUGAAGAGUAAUAGUGAUGCAACAGAAAGCUGAGGGUUCGCCGACCUCUGACCCCAAUGUCUGUACAUUUGCGUCAUCAGGAAAUCAUGUUGUUGUUGUUUCCCAACGCCGUGUUUUUCACUCUGCAGGUCCAGCGUUGUUGUUUUUUUUGUUUUCUUGUCACGUGAAGGAUUGUGACAUUCAAAAGUCUGAUUGUGUAAAACACAAGGCGUCUGGUGAAUCCCUGGUCACCACGUCUGUUGUACACACGAACACACAAAUGCACAGCAGUCAUCGUCCUCCACAAGACUGGAGGACGAGAGUCCAGGGACAGAGAAAGCCAUGCUGUUGAUACAAUCAUAACGUCACCAUAAGCUUCUUCUUUCUUUCUACUUCAUCUUCUCUUUUUUUUUUCCUUUGGACUGAGAGACUCUGAGGAGACGAUGCCUGAACAAACGCGACAUCCACUGGAGCUUGUUGACCCUCCAGAGCUGUUGAUUAUACAAUCCAUUACUCACGGACGAUUAUAUUGAUUAGGAGCGUUGUAUAAUCGGUGGCUGUGCUGUGGGUGUUGUCUUGUAUUUACAGUAGCAGUGUGAUGCUACACCGGUGCCUGGUUCACCAACCCCUGUUACAGUUUUUCAGUAAAAACAGCUCAGUCAUG
Messenger RNA from Solea solea (common sole), 8235 nucleotides. Its product is annotated as xenotropic and polytropic retrovirus receptor 1 homolog. Gene Ontology annotation, cellular component: plasma membrane; cytoplasm; Golgi apparatus. Gene Ontology annotation, molecular function: inositol hexakisphosphate binding. The transcript is spliced from 16 exons. Gene Ontology annotation, biological process: phosphate ion transport; cellular response to phosphate starvation. The coding region runs from base 391 to 2466 and encodes 691 amino acids. NCBI's taxonomy places the organism in Eukaryota, Metazoa, Chordata, Actinopteri, Pleuronectiformes, Soleidae. The record is from RefSeq and is a predicted model, not a curated record.